AUGACACGAAGAGCGAGGCUUUCCGGUUUGUUGUUGUCUGCGCUUGCCACUACCGUUUACGGUGCCAACGACACCAAGACCUUUCAGGAGAGAUGCCUCUCGUUCAAGCCAGAUAUCUACGUCCAGAACUCGACGCUGAAUGUGCUUGAGUAUGUACCGUCAGCAACUAAUCUUACGUUUCCGGAUAACGACCCUACGUGCGCUCGAGCGAGCCAGAUGGCUUACGCCGACUUGUGUCGCGUUGCUCUAUCGAUCCCGACUUCGAACAGGUCAAGUAUCACGUUCGAGAUGUGGCUUCCGGAGUCCUGGGAAGGACGGACAUUGGCGACUGGCAACGGAGGUAUCGAUGGCUGUGUCAAGUACGAGGAUAUAGCGUACGGUACAGCCAAUGGGUUUUCGAGGUUCGUCACUCUUCUAUGCGAUCGAUCCUCCUCACUUUGCAAUCCCUUGAAUCUAGCUACCAUGAUACGAGCACUAACUGAUUUGCAGUACAAACUGAUCGUAGCAGCUCUUGGAACGAACAACGGCCACAACGGCACCUACGGCAAUGCUUUCUAUCAUAAUGAAGAUAUUGUCAUUGACUACGCUUGGGUGUCGCUUCACACCUCGGUAGAUGUUGGAAAGAGGCUCACGACCCUCUUCUACGGUGAAAGUGCGAAGAAAUCGUAUUACAUAGGCUGCUCCCUAGGCGGACGACAAGGCAUCGGCAGCGCAGAAAAAUUCCCCGAGGAUUUCGACGGGAUUGUUGCAGGGUCGCCAGCGGUUAACUUCAACAGCCUCUACUCCUGGCGGGCCAGAUUCUUCACUGUCACAGGAGCUCCAGCCUCGGAAGACUUCAUCGCGGCAGAUACGUGGAAGACCACAAUCCACUCCGAGGUACUCAGCCAAUGUGAUGGCAUUGAUGGAGUCCUCGAUGGCAUCAUUGAGGAUCCGACACUAUGCCACUUUCAAGCCGAAAGGCUUCUUUGCGGCUCAACCGAUAACACUACAGCCGACUGCCUGAACCCAGCCCAAGUCCAGAAAGUUGAGACGAUCUUCAGCAAUUACUUGUGGCCAAACGGUACCGUCAUGUACCCAGGGAUGCAACCAGGUAGCGAGAUACUCGCCGCAGAUGGGCUCUACUCCGGUCAAGCGUUUGGCCCUUCAACCGACUGGUUCAGGUUCGCGGUACUCGAAGACCCCUCGUGGCGUCCAGCAACUUACACACUGGACGAUUCUCUGAUCGCUGCACAAAAAAACCUUGGCGGUAUACGGACCUGGCCUUCCUCACUUGCCGCAUUUCAAAGUCACGGAGGCAAGCUCCUGACCUUUCACGGACAGCAGGACCAGCAGAUCAGCAGCUUCAACUCGGCGCGCUUCUAUGGGCAUCUGGCGAGCGGUAUGGGGUAUUCACAGGAGCAGAUGGACGAGUUCUACCGCCUCUUCCGUGUUCCCGGUAUGAACCACUGUAGUGGUGGACCUGGUGCAUGGACUAUUGGACAGGGCGGCAGUGAUGCAGCGUAUGGUAUUCCGUUUGACAGAGCGCAUAAUGUCCUGGCAGCUGUGGUAGACUGGGUUGAGGGAGGGUUACCACCAGAUACCAUUACGGGUACCAAGUUCGUAAACGAUUCUGUCAGCUGGGGUGUGGCGUACCAACAUCGCCAUUGCAGAUACCCGUCCAGGAGCACGUACAAGGGUGAAGGGCAUGAUCCCCUCAUCGAGGAUAGUUGGGAAUGUAGAGACGCCGUUGUUGGGUAG
This is a messenger RNA of Anthostomella pinea, 1737 nucleotides long. The record is from the annotation of a GenBank genome assembly. NCBI's taxonomy places the organism in Eukaryota, Fungi, Ascomycota, Sordariomycetes, Xylariales, Xylariaceae.